Messenger RNA from Zea mays, 1660 nucleotides. Its product is annotated as alpha/beta-Hydrolases superfamily protein. Bases 349 to 1401 code for a protein of 350 amino acids. Lineage: Eukaryota; Viridiplantae; Streptophyta; Magnoliopsida; Poales; Poaceae. The transcript has 8 exons. The record is from RefSeq and is a predicted model, not a curated record.
AAUGCAAUGCAAUGCAAUGCAAAUCCCCUAGGUCUCGUGCGUGAUCUCGUCUAGAAGCCCGGCCGCUGCCGACUCCCACUCCCACCCCCCAGGAGGCCAGGACAGGAACGGAGGUGCGGCCGCGUUCCCAAGUCCCAAUCCAAAGCGGCGGGGGGUCCCGCGCUCGUUAAUUCCCUUGCCGUAUCCCCAACUAUCUCGCCUCACCGUCGCCUCUCGCCGCCUGCCUCGCUUCUUCUUCGCUCACACCACGUACGAUACGAGCCUCACCAGCGCCGGCGCUGUAGUGUGCAGCCCUCCUCCUGGAUCUCUGCACCCUUCGGCGGCCACGCCUCGCGCGCGCGCGCGGACAUGGAGGUCGAAUACCACGAGGAGUACGUGCGGAGCUCGAGAGGCGUGCAGCUCUUCACCUGCGGCUGGCUGCCCGCUGCCGCAUCGCCCAAGGCGCUCGUCUUCCUCUGCCACGGCUACGGCAUGGAGUGCAGUGGCUUCAUGAGAGAAUGCGGCGUGCGGCUGGCGGCGGCCGGGUACGGCGUGUUCGGGAUGGACUACGAGGGCCACGGCAAGUCGAUGGGCGCGCGCUGCUACAUCCGCAGUUUCCGCCGCCUCGUCGACGACUGCGGCCAUUUCUUCAAGUCCGUCUGCGAGCUUGAGGAGUACCGGGGCAAGAGCCGGUUCCUGUACGGCGAGUCCAUGGGUGGCGCGGUGGCGCUGCUGCUGCACACCGAGGACCCCGCCUUCUGGGACGGCGCCGUCCUCGUGGCGCCCAUGUGCAAGAUAUCGGAGAAGGUGAAGCCGCACCCUCUGGUGAUCACGCUCCUGACGCAGGUGGAGGACGUGAUCCCCAGGUGGAAGAUCGUGCCCACCAAGCAGGACGUCAUCGACGCCGCCUUCAAGGACCCCGUCAAGCGUGAAAAGAUCAGGAGGAACCAGCUGAUCUACCAGGACAAGCCGCGGCUCAAGACUGCGUUGGAGAUGCUCAGGACCAGCAUGUACAUAGAAGACAGCUUGUCACAGGUGACGCUGCCGUUCUUCGUCCUGCACGGCGAGGCCGACACGGUGACGGACCCGGAGGUGAGCCGCGCGCUGUACGAGCGUUCGGCCAGCGCCGACAAGACCAUCAAGCUGUACCCGGGGAUGUGGCACGGCCUCACCGCCGGGGAGCCCGACGAGAACGUGGAGGCCAUCUUCUCCGACAUCGUGUCCUGGCUCAACCACCGCAGCCGGAGCUGGGCCGUGGAGGAACGCCAUAUGACCAGGAAGCUGGCGCCAGCUCCGGCCAAGUCCAUCGAAGGCCACGGCACCGUGGACGGCAAAGUGCACACACAACAAGGGCGCCCUCGGCGGCGCCAGGGCUUCCUCUGCGGGCUUGCCGGCCGGACGCAUCACCACGCGGAGAUGUGAAAGAUAGAAUCGCCGUCUCGGUCCCGGAUCAGAUGGGCGCCUGCUUUCUUCAACCAUGGCAAAUAAAGGAAUGAUGACCUGCGGUUUAUAAUAUAGAGGUCUUAUUAUGCUUGUCAAAGUUAUGUAUGACCAAUCAUUCCCAGUCUGGUGCAGAUUCAAACUCAUGCUCAGAUAUAUGUAAUGUAAGAUUAUAACGCUAUUAGCAUUCUGGAUAACCCGUUAACAAUGACAUUACAAAAUGGUACGUCGUUACAUAGUA